Molecule: messenger RNA, 4913 nt
Organism: Medicago truncatula (barrel medic)
Lineage: Eukaryota; Viridiplantae; Streptophyta; Magnoliopsida; Fabales; Fabaceae
Product: nucleolin
Exons: 11
Coding region: 202-3171 (989 amino acids)
Molecular function (GO): RNA binding
Source: RefSeq, a predicted model, not a curated record
UGAAGGUAAGCAUGUUGUCAACACUUAUCAAAUAAAAGAAACGACGUCGUUUUCAUGUGCAAAUCCGGUUUAUUCCUUCUAAUGGUUUCAUUCUAGAAAAUCUCAACGUUCACAUCAUCCUCGCAAAACAUUGGAAAAACCAGUAACCUUCACUUCACUUUGGAUACACAGCUUCAAAUCUCAUUCAAUUUAAUAUCCCCCAUGAGAACUCGAAAUGCUGAUUCAUCUUCGAAAUCCACAACCCCUAAGAAAACACCGCCGGCGAGAAAAUCCGCCGGAGAAUCUCCCGCCGCAAAACGCACUCCUCCUUCAAAACCCAAAAACGCUAAGAAGACGGAAGCAUCGCCCGCAACCGAUCCAGAUCAAUCUCAGAAGAAGAAAUUAUUAGCUAGUGCUACCACUGCAAAAUCUGGGAAGUGGAAAUCACCGGGGAAACCGCGAACAAAAGUGGUUGCCGUCACUCCGAAUUUGGAAGAGAAAUUGGAGGUAGAAGCUGAUGAAACUACAGUUAUAGAUAAAGUGGAAGAAGUUGGAAAUGUUAACGACAUCGAUGCAGAUACUAUGGAGUGUGAAAAAGAGGGGGAACAGAAGCCGAUGGAAGUGGAUCAACCUGUUGUUGAAAAAGUUUGUGAAUUGGUCGAAAAGGGAAAGAGCACAGUAGAGGUUGAACCAAUUUUUUCUCAGGAUGGUUCGAUUUCUUUGAAACAACCAGGUUGCACCCUUGUGGACCUUAAUAUUUCUGCUGCCGAUAAUGAAGAUUAUACUGGUGUGAAGGAGGGAGGGGAAACGUUGAAAGAGGAAGAGUUGACUGUACAAGAGGGAGAGAGAGGAAAGGAAGAGUUGAAAGCACCGGAGGGAGAGAGAGGAACGGACAAGUUGAAAGCACAGGAGGGAGAGAGAGGAACGGACAAGUUGAAAGCACAUGAAGGAGAAAAAGGAACGGACGAGUUGAAAGAACAAGGAGAGAAUGGAAAAGAAGAGUUGGACCAACAAAAAAGCGAGAAAGAAAUGGAAGAGUUUAAAGCAGUGGAAGGAGAAGAAGGAAAGGAAGAGCUGAAAGAAUCAGUAGGAGAUAAAGAAAAAGAAGAGUUAAAAGAACAUGGAGAGAAAGGAAAGGAAGAGUUAAAAGAAGAGGAUCUAGAAAACACAAAAGGAGAGGAAGCAAACAUUAUUGGACAUGAAGAGCAUUCCAGUGUAGAAGUACAAGCCCAGCUGCAAAAAGACGUUGAUCUCAAAAAUUAUGGUGUUGAAAGGGCAAAGAGUGGCGAAUCGAUAGAUCUUGGGGAACAAGAGAGGGUGCAGCUUGAGGAUGAAGAUCCAGAGGAAGAUCCAGAAGAAGACCCAGAAGAAGAUCCUGAGGAACUGCCCGAAGACACUGAGACAUUGGAUGAAGAGCAUGACGAGCAUAUGGAAUUUGAAGCCAUUGCAAAGCAACGAAGAAUUAGGAAAGAGCAUGAGAUAUUUGUUGGUGGAUUGGAUCGUGAUACUACCGAGGAAGAUCUGAAAAAGAUUUUUCAGAGGAUUGGGGAGGUACUGGAAGUCAGGUUGCAUAAAAAUUCUUCAACAAGUAAAAAUAGGGGCUAUGCUGUUGUGAGGUUUGCUAAUAAGGAGCAUGCAAAGAAAGCUUUGUCUGAAAUGAAGAACCCUGUUAUACGUGGAAAACGAUGUGGCACUUCACCUAGUGAGGAUAAUGACACAUUAUUCUUGGGAAAUAUUUGCAAUACAUGGACAAAAGAAGCUGUUAAACAGAAGCUGAAGGAUUAUGGUGUAGAAGGGGUUGAAAACAUUACACUCGUACCGGAUGUUCAACAUGAAGGCUUGAGCCGCGGUUUUGCUUUCCUUGAGUUUUCUUGUCAUGCUGAUGCCAUGCUCGCAUAUAAGAGACUUCAAAAGCCUGGUGUCAUCUUUGGUCAUGCCGAGCGAACUGCUAAAGUAGCCUUUGCUGAACCGAUACGUGAACCAGACCCAGAGAUAAUGGCACAAGUGAAGUCUGUGUUUAUUAAUGGUCUACCUCUUCACUGGGACGAAGAUCAUGUGAGGGAACAUCUGAAAUCUUACGGUGAGAUUGUAAAAAUUGUGUUGGCGAGGAAAAUGUCCACAUCUAAGAGGAAGGAUCACGGAUUCGUGGAUUUUUCUACACAUGAAGCCGCUUUAGCUUGUGUUGACGGUGUAAAUAAAUCAGAAUUGGGAGAUGGGACAUCGAAGAUAAAAUUGAGAGCUAGGCUUUCAAACCCUUUGCCUAAAACGCAGGCUGUCAAGGGCGGCAUGUGUGGUGGCCUCCGUAUUGGUCAGGCUAGGAGUGAAGCCUACCCAAGAUCCGAAAGGGGUUUUGGGCGAGGGCGGGGAAGACAGCCCUUCAACAACAGGGGAAAUUUCAGCAGGGGCAGGAGUUUCAAUCAUCAUGGGGGGCGUGGUCAAAUCAGAAGAAUGGGUUUUUGGGACGAACCUGAUUUUAGUAUGCAUCCGGAUUUCCAUCAGCGGCAAUUUGGUCCACAAGGACCUAUGAGGGGCGGGCAUUAUGCAGCUAGUCGAGGUGGCGCUCCUUUUGCUGGUCCAUCUAGACAUUAUCAUGAUAGAGCAUGGUAUGGUAUCCCUGACGGAGGCCCCAUUGAGCCUAUUCCUCCAAGAAGGCCCUACUCUCCUGGUGGACAGUUUUAUGGUAUCCCUGAUGGAGGCCCCGGUGAGCCUAUUCCUCCAAGAAGGCCCUACUCUCCAGGUGGACAGUUUUAUGGUAUCCCUGAUGGAGGCCCUGGUGAGCCUAUUCCUCCAAGAAGGCCCUACUCUCCAGGUGGGCAGUUUUAUCGUAUCCCUGAUGGAGGCCCCGGUGAGCCUAUUCCUCUAAGAAGGCCAUACUCUCCAGGUGGACAGUUUGACAUGCCAUUUAUGGGAAGGCAUGUUGAUGAUCCAUAUCUAUAUGAUGACAAUAUGCGUGGAAUCAAACGCCCAUUUCAUAUGACUGACCCUGAACCUGAUUACAUCGGGCCUAAUAGAUUUCGCCCCCGAUUUGAUUAUGCCGAUCCAUCUGUAUUUCACGGAACUCAACAUCAUGAUUAUGCUGGUGCUGGCAGAGGACAGUUCCCGCCGGACUAUUAUGCUUCUGACCAUGGUGGAGCUCCAUAUCCAUCUUUUUAUGGGGGUGAAGGCCCACAUGGACACAGAUACUAUUAUUAGUGCGAAGAACCUUCUGGCGGAUCUGGAACAGACGGAUUGACAUCUUCAAUUAGGAGCAUGCUGCUUCUCAAAUACACAACUUUGAAGUUGCUUUUUUAUUUUAUUUUACAUAUACCUCUCUGUUAUUCCCGCUCCAUCUGUUUUGUUUCUAUUUAUCUAUUAUAGAUCAUAAAGGGGGGUAUAGACUAAGCCAUUUAAUCUGUGUGGGAUAGGUUGCCUCUCAGGUCUUGGAGAAGAAGGUAUAUAUAUAAGAUUGUGGAAUGGGUUAGAUUUCCUUUGUUGACUUAGGUAUGAUAUGAUCAGGGACUUGUUUAUGAGGUUGCUAUGUUAAUGUACACUAUACUUUAUGAUCAAUCAAGUAUCAUUUUGAUGAUUGGAAACUGGAAAGUUUAUAGGACUACCAGAAGCAAAAUCUCGAGGUGAUAGAUUAUCUUUAAGUGAUAGAGAAGGAAUGAUAUUUGAAUAUUGCAUAUGGUGAGGCUCUUGCAGUUCUUAUGAAGGAUCUGGAGAAUUUACUUAUUUUAUGAUUAGGAGCUAUACUUUGGUCUGAACAUAAAGCCUUACCAUAUUUUUGGAGUUCUUUUGAUUGGGUAGGAUCCUUUUGAAUAUUUAUUGCCCAUACCGAAGCAUCCUUUUUUAUGGAAAAACCAUUUGUUUGUUUAUUGAAAUUCUGGAAGAUAAGGUUGACCUUUAAUGGAAUGGCGUUUAUGAAUGCUGUUAUAGUUAUAUGGAGAAAACAAUCUAUUUGAUUGAUUUGGUUCCUUAUGAUGCCAAGUAAUGGUUAAUUUGGGUAUAGUUGAGGAGAUCUCCAUUUUAUUACUUUCUGGUUUCUGAUGUACCAUUGGCAUCAACUAAGAAUGAAAUCACUUGGUGUGGGGUGAGAAUGUCCGAUGGUGUGGGCAUCUAAGGAUGUAUGCACCUUACUGUUUUAAUUGUCAUUGAAAUUUAUAUUGGAUGGUUCUGUAAACCAUUUAGUGAGCUUCUAGGCAAAUGGAUUUGUUGGAAAAAUAAUUAUUCAUCUUGGGAUUAAGACUACCAGGUUCUCUCUUUCUGUGUUUUUUUUAUAGAUUUUUUUUCUUAGUGAAUAGGUAGGUGGUGGGUGCAACGUGAUAAGAGUAGUACUACUCUGUAUCUAGGGCCUGUUUCUUGAAUAUUAAUGACUUAUGACUAUGUCAUGGAAACAGGCUCUCUCUACCUUCCAAAUCUGGUAGGGUAUAUUUAGGAGAGAAAUAGUUGAUUGAAUAAAAUUAUUUGGAUGAGAGAUAGUGUUUGGUUAAGAGAGAGACAGUUACAAAGGUAGCGAUGAUUGAGGGUAUAGAAUCCCUAGCCCAUUGUGUCAUAUAUAAGAGUUUAAGGUGUAAUGUGAUUUAGUCAGAGAUAAUAAUAAUUGUUAAAAACAGUGAAGGUUACCUAGGAAUAUGACCUGGAUUGUAGAUGUACAGUGUGCAUAAGCUUUGCUAGUCAUACUCGAAGAUUUUUUCUAGGAUUUUUCUUAAUGUAGAUUUUUCUAGGAUUUUCUUCAAGUGCCAUAAAUUACUGUUCUCUAGUUUUAGAAUACUCAGGCUAUGUAAAUUAUUGAAGAUAGUUAGCAUUCCUUUGCUUUUAGCUUUUAUUUGUCUUUCAACCAUCAUAUGUUUGUAAUGAUUUAUCAAAUUAUGUAGCAUGUCGAACUUUGAUCAAGACAAGGUGAAGUUGCUGUGUUGAAAAAUGUAUUUAAUAUACAAGAUGCAUAUUUGUUUGUG